Molecule: messenger RNA, 2387 nt
Organism: Capsella rubella
Lineage: Eukaryota; Viridiplantae; Streptophyta; Magnoliopsida; Brassicales; Brassicaceae
Product: transcription initiation factor TFIID subunit 5
Exons: 19
Coding region: 62-2068 (668 amino acids)
Biological process (GO): transcription initiation at RNA polymerase II promoter
Cellular component (GO): transcription factor TFIID complex
Molecular function (GO): RNA polymerase II general transcription initiation factor activity; protein binding
Source: RefSeq, a predicted model, not a curated record
GAGAAAGGGAGACAAAGAGCGAGUUGAAUCGAGAGAGAGAGAGAGAGAGAGAGGGAGAAGAAUGGAUCCAGAGCAAAUCAACGAGUUCGUUGUGGGUUACUUGAAGAAGAAAGGAUUUAGUGGUGCUGCUAAAGACCUUGAAGACUAUCAUCACCAGAACAAUGGUAGCAGUUUGAGUUCUAUCGAUUAUCAUAACGAUCCUGAGCUCACCAAGCUUAUUCGCUCCUUUUCCCAACAAGAGGAUGAUCCAACUCGGUACCGUGAGUCUUACAGCAAACUAAGGUCAUGGGCAUAUAACUCACUGGAUCUAUAUAAGCAUGAAUUGCUCCGAGUUAUGUAUCCUGUGUUUAUUCAUUGUUACAUGGAUCUGGUGGGGAAAGGGCACACUCAAGAGGCUAGAGCCUUCUUUAACAGCUUCCGCAAAGAUCAUGAAAUGGUACAUUUACGGGAUCUUCAGAAGCUGGAAGGCGUUCUUUCUCCAUCUCAUCUAGAGGAGAUGGAGUUUGCUCGUUCUCUUAGAAAAAGCAAGGUCAACAUCAAAAUUUGUCAGUAUUCAUAUGAUCUGUUACUUCAGUAUCUACAUAGGACAGAAUCAACUUUAAUGCUGGGUAUUAUUAAUGAGCACAUCAAUUUCCAAGUCUACUCGGGACAGCCGACUUCCUCAUCCGAUGACAUAGAGGCUGUCACCAUUGUCGGGAGUUUUCAGGACACAGCUAAUCACAUCAAUCAGAAAGAAAUACAGUGGGGAUUGCUUGAAGACUCGCUAGAAGACCGCCUUGAGAAGACUGGGGGUCUACUGUCUGAUUCUGAGAAGGGACAGGGAGAAAGUAAAGACGGGGAUGCGGAUGAUAGUAAGAAAAGAUCCACUGAAAUUGGAAAGCAAGGCUCUUCCAUAAAAAAGUUAAAGAAAGACAAAGCGGGAAAUGCAACAGCAAAAGUUGCACGUCUGGAGACCAGCACGGUGCCACCAGCGCCACGUGUAAAACCAGAACUUGCCUUGCCAGUAAUGUCUACAGAUGUAGAGCAAUCCAUCCUUGAAGACCUGAGAAACCGCGUGCAGUUGAGUAGUGUCGCAAUGCCAUCUGUCAGCUUUUAUACAUUUAUUAAUACUCAUAAUGGGUUAAAUUGUGCAUCUAUAUCUCAUGAUGGAUCUCUGGUGGCUGGUGGAUUCUCAGAUUCAUCAAUAAAGGUCUGGGACAUGGCUAAGAUAGGACAAUCUGGCAGUGGUGCUUUGCAGGGUGAAAAUGAUACAAAUGAUUCAAUCGGAGGGCCUAAUGGCAGAAGAAAUUAUACAUUAUUACUGGGUCACUCAGGGCCUGUUUACUCGGCCACUUUCAGCCCUCCAGGAGAUUUUGUUUUAUCUUCUUCAGCAGAUACGACAAUACGACUCUGGAGCACAAAAUUAAAUGCCAAUCUUGUGUGCUACAAGGGUCAUAAUUACCCUGUGUGGGAUGUCCAGUUUAGUCCUUUUGGGCAUUACUUUGCAAGCUGUUCUCAUGAUCGUACUGCACGGAUUUGGUCAAUGGACCAAAUACAACCUCUCCGGAUAAUGGCAGGGCAUCUAUCUGAUGUCGAUUGUGUACAGUGGCAUCCCAAUUGUAACUACAUUGCAACCGGCUCUAGUGAUAAGACGGUUAGACUUUGGGACGUGCAAACAGGGGAAUGUGUCCGGAUAUUCAUUGGGCACAGGAGUAUGGUGUUAUCAUUGGCAAUGUCUCCAGAUGGGAGAUAUAUGGCUUCCGGUGACGAAGAUGGCACCAUUAUGAUGUGGGACCUCUCAACAGCUCGCUGCAUCACACCUCUCAUGGGACAUAAUUCAUGUGUCUGGAGUCUCUGUUACAGCGGUGAGGGCUCUCUUCUGGCCUCUGGAUCCGCAGACUGCACAGUGAAACUAUGGGACGUAACCUCAAGUACCAAAUCAACAAAGGCUGAGGAAAAGAAUGGGAACUCGAACAGAUUGCGUUCACUCCGGACUUUCCCCACCAAGUCCACACCAGUUCACGCUCUCCGAUUUUCUCGGAGAAAUUUGUUGUUUGCUGCAGGAGCGCUCUCUAAACCCGCAAGCUGAUCAAAACGAUGGUAUUCAGAUAUUUCCUGCUUUAGCAUUCUUACAAGCUGUUGUAGAUCAGAAGAAAUCAGGUGUAGAAUAGUUAUAUCCAAAGAUUACUUGUUUGUAGCUUCCAUUUCCCAUUUCUAAAUUCCAAAGAUGUUGAGAUUCUUCAAGUGAACUACUCCUGCUGCUUAUGUAUGCCUUAUGUGUCCAAUCCAAGAAUCACUUAUCUUCCACUUGGAGAGCUUACUGCUAUGUAGGAUUAGCCCACAAUGUCCCUUUUUUACUGCCAUCACAUUGUUCUUCUCUCUCUGUCAAUUGCACUACCAUUUAAACA